CUAGUCGCCAUGGAGGCAGUUUUGACUGAGGAGCUUGAUGAGGAGGAACAGCUGGUGAGAAGGCAUCGCAAAGAGAAGGCGCUGCAAGCCAAAAUUCAGGGUAUGAAGAAUGCUGUCCCCAAGAUUGACAAAAAGAGGAGGAAGCAACUUACUGAAGAUGUUGCUAAGUUAGAAGCAGAAAUGGAACAGAAACAUAAAAAGAAGCUGGAGCAAUUGAAGCUGACUUCUAAGGAGAGUAAAAUAGAUUCUGUUGCUGUCAAUAUUUCAAAUUUGGUUCUUGAGAAUCAGCUGUUUCGGAUAUCAAAAGCACAAGAGAGACAGGACAAAAUUGCUGCACUGGAAAAGGAGCAGGAAGAAAGGAUAGCUGAAGCUGAAAUUGAAAACUUAACUGGAGCUAGACAUGUAGAAAGUGAAAAACUUGCUCAAAUAUUAGCAGCUAGGCAGUUGGAAAUUAAACAGAUUUCAUCUGAUGGCCACUGUAUGUACAGAGCCAUCGAAGAUCAACUGAAAGAACAGGACUGCAGUUUGACUGUGGCUGCCUUAAGAUGUCAGACUGCUGACUAUAUGCAAAGCCACGUGGAAGACUUUCUGCCAUUUUUAACAAAUCCUAAUACAGGGGAUAUGUAAACUUCAGAAGAGUUUGGAAAGUACUGUGAUGAUAUCAUAAACACCGCUGCAUGGGGAGGUCAGCUUGAGCUAAGAGCCCUGUCUCACAUUUUACGAACACCAAUAGAGAUAAUACAGGCAGAUUCUCCUCCUCCUGUAGUUGGUGAAGAAUAUCCAAAAAACCCAUUAAUACUUCUUUAUAUGAGACAUGCAUAUGGCUUAGGAGAACACCACAAUUCUGUUAAACGGUUGGUGAACACAGCUAGUGAAAAUUGCUGCUAGUCUAUAAAAUGUUGCUGUUAUGUUUUAGUACGGUGUGCUGAUCUGAGUAUUAAUACCAAGUGUUGGAUUGUUCUAAAUGCUUCCGAAAAAAAACAACUACCUUAAAUCAGUUUUAUGGCAAAGCUACUAACAGGUUUUUAAAAAAUGUGUCAAAGAUAAACUUUCACCAAUGUCCCCUUAGUGGUGUUUUAAAAA
Physeter macrocephalus (sperm whale) is the source of this 1083-nucleotide messenger RNA. Its product is annotated as deubiquitinase OTUD6B-like. The record is from RefSeq and is a predicted model, not a curated record. The transcript has a single exon. Gene Ontology annotation, molecular function: cysteine-type deubiquitinase activity. Lineage: Eukaryota; Metazoa; Chordata; Mammalia; Artiodactyla; Physeteridae. Gene Ontology annotation, biological process: protein deubiquitination.